UUUCGCACGGAUAGCGUCGGGCUGGGACUAUUCGCGGCGAUGGCGACGAUGAAGAACUCUGAUCGGCGGCUCCUGACCUGGGCGCAGUGAAACUGGCUUCGGCUUGGAUAUGACUAAUGUUUAUUUGAUCCGGUGUUUUUCAUUGUUGAUUGGCUGCACUGAUCUUCGACUGAACCGUUGGCUUUAAGGCUCCCGUCUCGCCCGUCCGCUGUGAGUCUGCCGGUGGCUGUUCUGCUCAGCAGAGGCCUCCGCGUCGGGGUCCGCCCUCCAUCUCACAACAACAACAAAACCUCUCCGAUUUCCAUGCCCAACCACUAAACCCUUGAGGACAGGAUUGCGAGACAUCCUCGUCUGUUGCUUACUACUUGUGCCUGGGUUUCAGUCCCAGGGUAGAGCUUCUGUGUCUGAAGACCCCACUCCUACCUGGGGACCAUGGAGGAGGAGGGGCAGCAGAGCCUGGAGUGCGUCCAGGCCAACCAGUUCUUCCCCAAGAAGUCCCCUGUCCUGGAGGAAGAGAACAUGCAGGUUCCCUUCUCCCAGCUGCAUGGUGAGUUCACGGAGUAUGUGGGGAGAGCGGAGGACGCCAUCAUCGCCAUGUCCAACUACCGGCUCCAUAUCAAGUUCAAGGAGUCUGUGGUCAAUAUGAGUUGUUGUUGUGAGGUGUCUGUGCCUCUGCAGCUGAUUGAGAACGUGGAGUGCCGGGACAUCUUCCAGCUGCACGUCACCUGUAAGGACUGUAAGGUGGUCAGGUGCCAGUUCUCCACCCUAGAGCAGUGCCAGGAGUGGCUGAAGCGGCUGAGUGCGGCGGGACGGCCCCCAUCCAGCCUGGAGCACCUCUUCUCUUUCGCCUUCCACGCCUGGUGCAUGGACGUCUACGCCGGGGAGAAGGAGCAGCACGGCGAGCUCUGCAGGCCAGGCGAACACGUGACGUCCUGGUUCAAGAACGAGGUGGAGCGGAUGGGCUUCGACACCCAGAACGCCUGGAGGAUAUCAGACAUCAACAGUAGAUUCAGGCUGUGCUCCAGCUACCCCCAGCAGCUGCUGGUCCCAGCCUGGAUCACCGACAAGGAGCUGGAGAAUGUGGCCGCGUUCCGGUCGUGGAAGAGGUUUCCAGCUGUGGUGUACAGGCACGUGACCACGGGGGCGGUGAUCGCUCGCUGUGGCCAGCCUGAGGUGAGCUGGUGGGGCUGGAGGAAUGCAGACGACGAGCACCUGGUGCAGUCCAUCGCCAAGGCAUGCGCCGUGGACGGCAUCAGCCGCAAGCAUCAGGCCAACGGCGGCCACAGCAACGGCAACGCACUGCACGAUACGGACUUCGAGUCGUCCCUGACCAACAACUCUGAGGUGGAGACGCUGGCCAUCCAGCCCCACAAGCUGCUGAUCCUGGACGCCCGGUCCUACGCCGCCGCCGUGGCCAACCGCGCCAAGGGGGGAGGCUGCGAGUGCCCAGAGUACUACCCCAACUGUGAGGUGGUAUUCAUGGGCAUGGCCAACAUCCACUCCAUUCGCAAGAGUUUCCAGUCCCUACGUUUUCUCUGCACCCAGAUGCCUGAUCCAGCCAACUGGCUGUCGGCCCUGGAGAGCACCAAGUGGCUGCAGCACCUGUCCCUGCUGCUGAAGGCGGCGCUGCUGGCGGUCAACGCCGUGCACCGCGACCACCGGCCCGCCAUGGUGCACUGCUCCGACGGCUGGGAUCGCACACCCCAGAUCGUGGCGCUCUCCAAGAUGCUCCUGGACCCGUACUACCGCACCAUCGAGGGCUUCCAGGUCCUGGUGGAGACGGACUGGCUGGACUUCGGCCACAAGUUCGCCGACCGCUGCGGCCACGGGGAGAACUCUGAGGACGUGAACGAGCGCUGCCCGGUCUUCCUGCAGUGGCUGGACUGCGUGCACCAGCUGCAGAGGCAGUUCCCCUGCUCCUUCGAGUUCAACGAGGCCUUCCUGGUGAAGCUGGUGCAGCACGCCUACUCGUGUCUGUUCGGCACGUUCCUGUGCAACAGCGGCAAGGAGCGGGAGGACCGCCACGUGCAGGAGAGGACCUGCUCCGUCUGGUCCCUGCUGCGCAGCGGCAACCGCGCCCUGUGCAACAUGCUCUACUCCUCGCAGUCCGAGACGGUGCUGCACCCGGUGUGCCACGUGCGUAACCUGAUGCUCUGGACGGCCGUCUACCUGCCCAGCUCCUCCCCCACGACGCCCAGCGACGACUCGUGCGCGCAUUACCCUGCGCCCGGCUCCAGCCCGGAGGAAGCGACUCUCGGAAGACGCCCCAAGACCCGCUCCUUCGACAACCUGCCCAGCGCCUGCGAGCUCGGCAGCAUGGCUGCCCCCAACCGUCGCUCCAGCGACCCCAGCCUCAACGAGAAGUGGCAGGACCACCGGCGCUCCCUGGAGCUCAGCUGCGUCACCGCGGGGCCCGGCGGCGGAGCGGGGGGCCCGGAGGACCCGGAGGACCGGGCCGACGGUCCGAUGUACGCGGACACGGCCGAACCCGAGCCCCGGCCGGAGGAGCGGGGACCCAGGCCGCAGCGGCCGCAGUCGCCCGGCGUCCCGCCGGCGGGGCCCCCGGAGCGGCAGGAGGCGGAGCUGUCGGUGGCGCCGGGCGUGGCGGAGGGCCAGAUGGAGAACAUCCUGCGAGAGGCCACCAAGGAGGAGGUGGCGGCGGCGGUGGCGGCGGCCGUCCACAGAGAGAGGGGCGUGGCUCAGGUCGUCUCCAACGGAGACACAGACACGGGGAAAGGUAUAGAAAGUGUAGAGAGCGACGAGAAGCGUGCGGAGGUUGAUGGCGGAACGGAGAGUCAGAGUGAGCCGCUGUGCAACGGCCAUCCUGAAGAGGACGUGGCGCCGGCGUCGGCAGCGGAGGGGGGUUUCCCAGGCGUCCCUCCCCUCCCUGCCAGCACGUCAGAGGAAACGGACCGGAUGCAGCAGAGCCUGGAGGCUGACGUGGGUAGGAUCUUAGAAGAGCUGGUCAAGCAGGUGAUGGACGGUUGGACUGAGCCCCAGCCACAGGGGCAGUCGGCGUGGCCCCUUGAGCCAGAGGACGCUGCAUCCCACAGAACUCACACCAACGGCUGCCUUGUUGGCACCUCGGUCGAGCCGGGGCUCAGCUGUCACUGUGGCGAGCCCCCAAAGCCCCUGGCGCCGGCCAAUAAGACUGCGUCUCUCAUGGAGAGCUCCACCGAGACUCUGACGGACGAGACUUGCGGUCCGCUGGAGCCAGCGGCGCCGUCGCCGCCCGGCCCCCAGACCAGCAGACCCCUGCCCCCGCCCGCCAGGACGAACGGCCUGGAGGCCAGGCAGCUGCCGGCGGUCGCCAGGACUCCCAGCGGGGCCCACAAGCGGCCCUCCCUCAGUGCCUUCCAGUCCACCAACGGCGAGGGGCUGUGCAACGGCGAGGAGCCCUGCAACGGGGCCCCCGCCUGGGCCAAGGCGGCCGCCGAGCGGGGCCCGCUGAGCCGGCAGGCCUCUCUGGCCAGCGGCGGCUCCCUGGGCCCGCAGCCCCGCGGCUUCUGCCCGCACCGCUGCACCCACAUGCCCGCGGGCCGCCCGGCCGGCGGCCCCGAGCAGCAGUCCCGCCUGCACCUGGACGACGACGGGCUGACGCUGCACCCCGACGCCAUCCAGCAGCGGCUGCGGCAGAUGGAGGCGUGCCACCAGAAGGAGGUGGAGAGCCUGAAGAGGCAGAUGCAGGAGCUGCGCACGCGGCUGGAGAACCAGCAGCAGCACGGGGGCUGCCCGCGGCUCAACGGAGACCAGGGAGACGAAGGGACCUCCAUUAUGGACUCGGAGUACAACAUGGAUCCCAACUGCCUGUCGCGCUGCAGUACGGAGCUGCUGUCGGAGGCCAGCUGGGAGCAGGUGGACAAGACGGACGCGGAGGUGACCCGCUGGUACCCGGACCACCUCGCCGCCCAGUGCUACCGCUGUGAGAGCCGCUUCUGGCUGGCCAGCAGGAAGCAUCACUGCAGUGGAAGAGAGCCUGUCCAGGAGGUCUGGAACUGCGGUAACGUGUUCUGCGCCAGCUGCUGCGAUCAGAAGAUCCCCGUGCCAAGCCAGCAGCUGUUCGAGCCCAGCCGCGUGUGCAAGUCCUGCUAUGGCAACCUGACGCCCUGCCCCGGCAUGGGCCCCCGCCUGGCCCCGAGUCUGGGGCCCCUGGACGCGGAGCAGGACCAGGGCAUCACAGUCAGCUCCGACUAAAGCCCAACACCCCCGGGACUUACAGGGUGGGGGGGUGGCGGGGGGGUGGCGGGGGGGGCUGUGGGCCGGACGAAACACUAGGCUCUAUCCCUUUACCCCCCAGCCGGCGGUGCCGCUAUACUGCUGCGAGAGAGCACAGGAGCUACACAGAGUAUCCCAUGGAAGUGUGUGUGUGUGUGUCUGUGUGUACUACGGAUUGAAGUGUAUUUACAAGAGAGGAACGUGUACAGUAGAAGCUUGAUGAACUUUGAUGGGCAGCCGUCUCCUUGAGUGAGUGUGUUUGCCAUGCGUGUGUGUGUGUGUGUAUGUGUGUUAGCAGCAUAGCAGGCUGAGAGUGAGAGAGCGAUGGGAAAAUGCAAACAACUGAACAUGCAUAUUGCUGAGCAGGCCGGCGGUCUGUCGGACAGCACCUUAAGGCCCAGGAGUGCCUGCUCCCCCAGACGGGCUGCACUUUGACAUUGAGCCCGCCAGAAGAUCAUGGAAACCCCUGCAAUAAAUGUUACUUUGUUCUUACCCUUUCCCCCCUCUCCCAUCAGCCCCCCUCCGCCUCCCAGUAGCAGGUUCUCUGUCCAAACCAGUGACCCCUUUCUGUCCAACAACUGCAGAGUAUUUCACCCUCUUUUGCGCUUUAUCACCUCACGACACAUGAGGUCAUAAGAUGUUGAAUCCUGCCGUCAUGACACAAGCAUCUCUCUGGAAAGACCGGAACAGGAUGUCAGGCAUUCGUCCCCAACGGAGCUCCAUUGAACAAGUGCUCCGAGCUGAACCCACCACCAGUCCCCCCUCCAUCCCCAAGGGCUUCUUCCUCCUCCUCCUCCUCCUCCUCCUCCUCCUCCUCCUCCCAGAGUGGUGUAUGAUGAGGGGGGACCCGUCCUCUUGGUGACCUUCAUCAGAGAGCAGUGUUGUUGACCAUUGACAAUGUGGCCAUUGUUCUCCUGCCACGCUCAAGAGGACUGCACCACAGCCCCCCUCCCCUGGCCUCUCCUGUCUGCAACCACUUCAGCACCCCCCCGCCCUCGCUGGCGUCUCUCCCCAGCAGGUCCUGGGUGCUGGACAGCCUUGUGAAGACACCUGUUCCAGAGGACAGCCAGUCUUCAGCCGACACCACAAGCAAGGUCAUGUUGGGGCCCUGGCCUGCCACAGGCUGGACACCAUGGGAGGAUAUUGACGGAGAUACACACACAUAUAUUUUUUUUUUAUUAUUAUUUACUUAAGAGUAUGUUGGAAUUGAUAUUUGGGGUGGGGUAGGUGAUGGCAAACAUUGAAAAGAUGAAAGUGAAGGUGCUUAGGGGGGUUAAACGACACGGCUGGCCCCCAUGACCUUGGUUGCGCUGCCCUGUCGUCUGCGUUGUCAUUUCCGUCUUGGGGUUUCCCUGUGCGGAGAAGACCUUCCACACUCCUGCAGGACCACCGGCUAGCCUGCACCCUGCCUGCCUGCCAGCCCACUGCCCACCUCCUCACACACACACACACACACUUUGGUUUUGUAAAGCAAAUGAAUGAAUUAAAUAAUAUAUUCAGAGACGUAUAUAGCAUUUAAGAAAAAGGCUAAACAAAUGUAUAGAAUCCUUUUGAAUCGUGGCUCACUAAAAUUAGUCACCAAAAAAGUUUCUUGUUUUCCUUGAUUUUCUUUUUUUUUCUGGUCUAAUUUUCCUCUGUUCAUUACAACCAAAUCUAUAUUGUCAAGCUGUAGAAUUUUUCUCCUUUUUAAAUAGUUCACACUUGACACGUGUGCUGCGUUAAGUGCUAUUAGUUUUUCCUUGGAAAUGCAACGAUUUCUCUUUUCAUUAAUUAUUGUUUUAUUUUUAGCAUGAAGGGCCAUGGUGCUGCAGGUCCUUCAACCUUUAUUUUUGUUUGGAGAGGGCCGAGGCCAACAGAUGGAAUAAUCGCAUCUGUAUUCCAUCUAGAACUGACCAUCAGGCACAGUUUGGUAUGGUCAUCUGAAUUCGGCCAUAGUGCAGGCACAACACAUGUAGACUGAAUAUUUAUGGAGAGUAUAUGAGAGAUAUACAGUCAUGAGUGAGUCCAAUACCAGACCCUUCUCAGCUCAAGGACAGUCUGCGAAAAUUCUAACAAUCCAAACCUACCUGUGGAAGUGACACACACACACACACACACACACAGGCGUAGCUCAUGAUAUGCUUUGAAAUGCUGGUGAGAAAAUAAACACCCCAAAAGUGGUAUGCAGCAAGUAAAGCCAGCAGCCUGCACCUUAAACAACCAAACCUUCCUUCCCCUCGGCCGUAGUCUUACGCAGGGCUCCAUUAGGACAUCCACAUACAAACACUACCUCUAUUUUGUACACACAAGUAUAGCCUCCUUCACAUGACAAAAAGUCCAAACAUCGAUUCACAUUUAGUAGUUCUUUGGCGACAAUUUGCCGUGUUGAGAACAGCCUUGAUGGUCCUUUUCCGUAUCUUUGGGUUGGACAAGCUCGGCCGAAUCAUUAAUCAUCUCUUGCGCUGUGUGGUUGUGCGUGUGUGUGUGUGUGCGUUGCUGCUAAGGGUAAGACGAUCACUCCAGUUAUAACCCUGUCAGGGUUACUGGAGCCUUGUCAGAAAGGCUCAAUGUUUACUUGGUUUCCCUCUUCCCUUUUCCCUCUUCCCUCCUGUUCUGCAGGCUGUGAAUGGACAUCUCACAUCUCUAUUUGUGACGUUUAUCAAAACACAUGUGAAAGAAUUGUACAAAUACAAUCCGAACGUCGAUUUAGAGUCCUGCAAUCAUGAUGGAGGGUGUCCAUGUUUGGUCACCCUUCAAAACAAUCAAGUGUUAUGCUGGGAGGGAGACCAGAUCAUGCAGGUGUCGUCGACGUCGUCCCCCUCACUGCUCACAAAUGUUGUAAAGGCUUUGGCAGCUUCAAACCUAAUCAUGUCAGUCCCCCACCUCACCAUCGCACGAAUACACACACCAUUACACAUGCAUGGUGGGGGGUCCCUGCACACUUUGGAAACACACCAGGAAUGGGAAAUCUGAAAACCUUCAUUCAGUUCGCCCCCUUGACAACGUCUUGAGUGGAUGUACGAGAAAGAACUCUUCUGAGUAGAGGCAAAAACAGUGUCACCACAAGGCCAUUCCGUACCCCUAUUUGUUGCAAUAAGGGGGUUCUAAAUUGGAAAAAGGUAUCUGCGGAUCUGGUUGUUGGUCUUGGACACAGACAUUUCAUUGGGUGCUUUGUGAACAAGCAGUUAACCCGAGAAUAAAGUGACUUUGAAGCGAGUUUGCGUGAAUAUUUGAGUUGACCGUCUCUUAUUAGAGACCAGUGCCAAGCAGUGUUGCCAGAUUGGGCCCGAUUUUCCGACCAAUCUGGCAAGCAGUUUUAUUAGUUUCUCCCAAAGGGAUGAUGAUUUCCUAUACUUUCUCUGUUUUCCCCUUUUUUGUUGACGAUAAGCACUUUCAGUCUUUCCCCUGCCCUGUCUAGAGUUUUGAAGCUGUACAUAGCGUUUUCCUGCAACAAUUGCUACUUGUUAUGUCUGAAUCUUUUGAUUUUUGUUGAAUUACUUGGAGCAUAACAUUGUUGUAGUUUGAAGAACAACAAUAAAAUAGACAUUACCCGG
This is a messenger RNA of Gadus macrocephalus (Pacific cod), 7748 nucleotides long. It is a transcript of the gene mtmr3, whose product is annotated as myotubularin related protein 3. The transcript is spliced from 22 exons. Gene Ontology annotation, biological process: dephosphorylation; regulation of autophagy. The record is from RefSeq and is a predicted model, not a curated record. Gene Ontology annotation, molecular function: metal ion binding; protein phosphatase binding; phosphatidylinositol-3,5-bisphosphate 3-phosphatase activity. NCBI's taxonomy places the organism in Eukaryota, Metazoa, Chordata, Actinopteri, Gadiformes, Gadidae. Bases 433 to 4194 code for a protein of 1253 amino acids.